Pan troglodytes (chimpanzee) is the source of this 9859-nucleotide messenger RNA. RefSeq names its product transmembrane protein 174 (gene TMEM174). The coding region runs from base 71 to 802 and encodes 243 amino acids. Lineage: Eukaryota; Metazoa; Chordata; Mammalia; Primates; Hominidae. The record is from RefSeq and is a predicted model, not a curated record. The transcript has 2 exons.
UUGGACCUGUGAUUCCUUGGUUCUCACAAUCCUCUCCACUCUAAGAAGCAGGGUGAGCCCACCAGGAGCAAUGGAGCAGGGCAGCGGCCGCUUGGAGGACUUCCCUGUCAAUGUGUUCUCCGUCACUCCUUACACACCCAGCACCGCUGACAUCCAGGUGUCCGAUGACGACAAGGCGGGGGCUACCUUGCUCUUCUCAGGCAUCUUUCUGGGACUGGUGGGGAUCACAUUCACUGUCAUGGGCUGGAUCAAAUACCAAGGUGUCUCCCACUUUGAAUGGACCCAGCUCCUUGGGCCCGUCCUGCUGUCAGUUGGGGUGACAUUCAUCCUGAUUGCUGUGUGCAAGUUCAAAAUGCUCUCCUGCCAGUUGUGCAAAGAAAGUGAGGAAAGGGUCCCGGACUCGGAACAGACACCAGGAGGACCAUCAUUUGUUUUCACUGGCAUCAACCAACCCAUCACCUUCCAUGGGGCUACCGUGGUGCAGUACAUCCCUCCUCCUUAUGGUUCUCCAGAGCCUAUGGGGAUAAAUACCAGCUACCUGCAGUCUGUGGUGAGCCCCUGCGGCCUCAUAACCUCUGGAGGGGCAGCAGCUGCCAUGUCAAGUCCUCCUCAAUACUACACCAUCUACCCUCAAGAUAACUCUGCAUUUGUGGUUGAUGAGGGCUGCCCUUCUUUCGCGGACGGUGGAAAUCACAGGCCCAAUCCUGAUGCUGACCAGCUAGAAGAGACACAGCUGGAAGAGGAGGCCUGUGCCUGCUUCUCUCCUCCCCCUUAUGAAGAAAUAUACUCUCUCCCUCGCUAGAGACUAUUCUGAUAUAAUAACACAAUGCUCAGCUCAGGGAGCAAGUGUUUCCGUCAUUGUUACCUGACAACCGUGGUGUUCUAUGUUGUAACCUUCAGAAGUUACAGCAGCGCCCGGGCAGCCUGACAGAGAUCAUUCAAGGGGGGAAAGGGGAAGUGGGAGGUGCAAUUUCUCAGAUUGGUAAAAAUUAGGCUGGGCUGGGGAAAUUCUCCUCCGGAACAGUUUCAAAUUCCCUCGGGUAAGAAAUCUCCUGUGUAAGGUUCAGGAGCAGGAAUUUCACUUUUUCAUCCACCACCCUCCCCCUUCUCUGUAGGAAGGCAUUGGUGGCUCAAUUUUAACCCCAGCAGCCAACGGAAAAAUCACGACUUCUGAGACUUUGGGAGUUUCCACAGAGGUGAGAGUCGGGUGGGAAGGAAGCAGGGAAGAGAAAGCAGGCCCAGCUGGAGAUUUCCUGGUGGCUGUCCUUGGCCCCAAAGCAGACUCACUAAUCCCAAACAACUCAGCUGCCAUCUGGCCUCUCUGAGGACUCUGGGUACCUUAAAGACUAUAAAACAAAACAAAACAAAAACAUCAAACCAAUGAAAUAAAAUAAAUCAUGUCUCCUGCUGGAAUAGUAUUGGAUACCUGACUAAAUUACACAAAAUAGACCAUAAUAGGAUAGCGCUGUGAAUACAUCCUUCCUGAUCCCUGAGUCACAGUGACCCUUGGCUGCUGCUGUUCUCUUCUGCAAGGUUGAAGCUUGACGUGUGAUGUACAUGGGUGGGCUCUUGGUCCACCCCAGGCUGGGGCCUGCGCCAAGCAUGAACUAGCUGGGACCAGUGGCUGACAGAACACAGGACUUCCCUAAGUACCCGUAGGUCUGUGGAGCAAGACAGAGCAGAGUUGCCAUGUCAACACAUGGGGAAUGAUAUGAUAGAAACAAUCUUUAUGACUAAAAGAAACUCAUCUUCUUCAUUAAAAAAACUUUGGUGUCCUUAAUCUCUCUGAAUUUGGCUGUGUAAUAAACAACUGGAACUGACUCACAGACUUCAGAAGAGACAGUUUAAAACCAUUAGGUUUUAAAAGAAAAUAUUUGCUUUGGGCUUCAAAGGCAAUGCCACUCAAGUUAAGGGUGGUACAUCCUAAAGGAAGACACAGGAUUUAGCAAUUCUUAAAAAAAUUUUGACAUCGCGUUUGUAUAUGGAGCAACUUUUAUUAAUUUUGAUCAGAAGUAUCUAGCUUUCCAAGGCUAUGAGUGAAGUAAGCUUGGUAUAUUAUUGUUGUCAUUUAUGUUAUAUCUUAGGGACAAAACCUUUUCACAUACACUGUCAUGUUUGAUGAUAGGUGAUAAGUGAAAAUGAUUUCAUUUAAAGAAAUUAGCUUUAUGUUCAGCAGAUCCCUGAGACACUGGUCCCUAGCUGAGGGCCAUUGGUUUUGGAGAAGAAGUUUGGUGACAAGGACCAGGCUGAGCAUCACCAGUGGCAUGCUGACCAGCAGAUGACAUUUUGGGCCCCUCAUGCCACCCUUACCUUGAGUGCUUCUCUCACUGUCUCUCCCCAGCCCCCUGCCAUUCUCACCCACCCCAUAAUUUUAUGUUCAUAAAUUUCGGCUACAAUGAACAUCAAAAGUAGCUCAAAAAAAAAAUGUUAUUAGGAAAGGGCAUCCCCACAUACAGCUGGGUAGGGCAGAGCAGCCAGUUUGUCUUGGAGAUGCCUAGAGUCAGAUAUGCAGGGAGGUGGCCUGGAGGGUUGGGACGGUUAUUUUCUGGCACCAACAAUUCCUGUUCCAAGACAGAGGGAAAAGUGCUAAUGUAGAGGUCAUUUAUGCUUCCAAAGAGAGUGCUUCAGGGGUAACGGCUUCAAGAGCUCGAGGUAGGAGUAGGAUCUGUAGCAGUCAGGGAUCAGAAAAAAGGAAUUUGUUCAUUAGUGCAAUAUUUAUUUAUUGAGCAUCUACUCUGUGUCUGGUCUGGGUCCAUCAGGUGGAAAUAUAACUUAAAAAUGUCACCAAGAAGAGAGCAUACAUGGUUCUGCCCUUGCAGAGCCUCUAGUCUAGUAGUCUAGUGGGGGAGAAAGAUACGGAUUCAUUAUCUGUAUUAAUUGUCUAUUAAUUAUUCUCUGACACCACUGAGAAGUCCUGUAGCCCUAAGAGGGAUUUGGACUCAUUAAAGGGUCAUGAGGCUUGCUUCGGAAGUGAAGUCAGGGUCAUUGCCUUGCAUAAUCCCAGAGAGCACUUUUCACAGGGUGUCUGUGGACCUGUGGAGACUGUGCUAGGAGCUAAAGGAACAGUGGCUGUCUCCUAGACAAAGAGGAGAGGGCAGGAGGGAGGGGCCUGGCAGAGCCCCAUGUGGGAGGCAGUGUUAUGAGGCAUUCAGCAGGUUGUGUAAACCUUUUUAUUUUUCUGCUGCUGCAACGCUCAAACAGAGGUGCCUUCCAGUAACCAAGAAAUUACACCCACCGAUUUUCUUGCUUUGAGACAACCACUCAUGCUCUCUAUUUCUUUAUUUGGGAAUUUCAGGGGCCAAUCUGAUGGGAAGCCCACUGAGUGGCUCCUAAACUCUGACUUCCAACCAGGUCCUUGCUACGUCUCUGACCAGCAGGACACAUUCUCGACAGAGUUUCUGUUUUGUUGUCCAGAUAUUUGCCUUUUAUCAUUCUUUCACUCAGUAUCUCAUCAGGGAUGAACCAUGGGAAACUAUGAUCUGGGGCACUGAUUGGAGUCCAGCUCCUGGCUAUGCUCUUCUCCCUUAGAUUAUCAGUGGAGGAAGCAGCCCUGGCUCGAGGCGGGUGCCUGAAGGUUUGGUGUCCAGCCAGAACCCACAGGGCCUGGUCAACCUUGUCAGUCUUGUCAAACAUUUUAGGCUUUAUUUAAAGAGCAGUUGGGAAGCCAUGGAAGUGUUUUUCUGAAGAGGGAGCUGCGAUCACAUUUUGCACAUUGACUGGUUAGGGCAAGACCCAGAGGGCAUAUACGGGUAUAAUAUUCACUUUGCUGGUGACAUUCAGAGCUAAGUGACCAGAAUAUCGGGAGCCAUUUCUCCCCUCUCCUCCAUCCUCAGCCUGGAGAGGGGCCAUGUGGUGGGCACGCUCUGGGGAUCUACACAGAAUUAAAAAUAAAGUUAAAAGGUCUUGUUGAUUACAGGAAACAAGUUUCUUUUCUUUUCUUUUUUUGAGAUGGAGUUUCGCUCUUGUUGUCCGGGCUGGAGUGCAAUGACGUGGUAUCAGCUCACUGCAACCUCUGCCUCCCAGGUUCAAACGAUUCUCCUGCCUCAGCCUCCCGAGUAGCUGGGAUUACAGGCAUGCACCACCAUGCCCAGCUAAUUUUGUAUUUUUAGUAGGGACGGGGCUUCUCCAUGUUGGCCAGGCUGGUCUCAAACUCCCAACCUCAGGUGAUCUGCCUGCCUCAGCCUCUCAAAGUGCUAGGAUUACAGGUGUGAGCCAUCGCGCCCAGCCACAAGUUUCUUAAGAACUUGUUAUCUCCUGGGAGCAAUUUGGGCUGGGUCUUUUGGCUAGAGUGACUGAUAACAGCUGAUGGUUUUGAUGGAGAGGAAAGGGAUCAUCCAGGUUUGAGAAACAAGGCUCAGACACCAAGGGGAAGAAGCUUUCACAAAGCUCUCAGGACUUUUCUUUCUCCUUUUUGGGCCACUGGAGGGUGGAUCUCUUGUGCAAGGAGGCUCUGUUUUCACUGCCCUCUAGGGAGUGCCUUCUAGAGGUGGAGGGCUUUCCAGAGAUCCCAGUCACAUUCCCUUCUGCUCUGCAGGCCAGGCACUGGUGUAAGUUUCAAAUUCACCACAUGGCUGUCUGCUACAAAACCAGCCCUUUGACUGCUCUCCUUACUUUUUCUUUUUUAGGUACAGCAUAAAAAUAAAGCCUCCUUUUUUUUCUGGAGAGCUGGCCUUGAGUCUCUGUUUUCAGCUUCAGACCUCUGGGGCUUCUCCGGUCCUGUUAGAUGACUAACAGUGAAAAUCUGUUGUUUAGCGUAGCCACCUCCAUCAAUGAUCUUAGCCAGAUCUUCUGAAUAACUUGCUGCAGCUUCUAAAUCAGCACUUGCUGCUUCGCUUUGCACUUUUAUGUUAUGGAGAUGGCUUCUUUCCUUAAACCUCAUGAAGCAACCUCUGCUAGCUUCCAACUAGCUGUUGAUGACUGUUAGAUCAGUGGAGUAGAUUGCACCGAAGCUGAAUACUGCUGGGUGGCCGUUCCCCUAAACAGAAGCUCUUCACAGUAACCAACGGGUAGACACCUUCUUACUUACCUAGAGGAGAGAGGCUCCAGCACACAACACAGAGGCUGAUGUGGUCUAGAUAUCAGUAGUGUCCCCACCCGUCACAACCUGCACUGUCUGGAGUGACUGCAGCUCACACCACUCAGCAUUUACUGAAAUGUCUCACUCAGAGCCCUUUACACAACCAAUGCUUGGUUUCUGUUGAAUAAUAAAUGUGAUAUGAAUACAUGAAAAAAUGUUCAAAUACAUAAUGAGUAACCAUUCUAGCUUGUUAGCUGUUUUUGUUGUUUUUCACAUUGCAAAAAAUUUCAAACAAAUACAAGAGUACAUAAAAGAGUACAGGAAGACCUCAUUUUAUUGGACUUUGCAGAUUUUUUUUUUUAACAAAUGGAAGGUUUGUGGCAAUCCCAUGUGGAGCAAGUCUCUUAGUACCAUUUUUCCAACAGCGUGUGCUCACUUUGUGUGUCUACAUCACAUUUUAGUAAUUAUUGCAAUAUUUCCGACUUUUUCAUUGUUAUUAUAUCAGUUAUGGUGAUCUGCAAUCAGUGAUCUUUAAUGUUACUGUUGUAAAUGUUUUGGGGCACCAUCAACCUUGCUCAUAUAAGAUGAUGAACUUACUUGAUAAAUGUGUGCGCUCUGACUGCUCCACCCACUGGCCAUUCUCCCGACUCUCUCCCUCUCCUUGGGCCUUCCUAUUCCUUGAGACACAACAAUAUUGAAAUUAAGCCAACUAAUAACCCUACAAUGGCCUCUAAGUGUUCAAGUAUAAGGAAGAGUCGCAUGUCUCUCACUCAAAAUCAAAAGCUCACUUGAAAUUAAGCUUAGUGAGGAAGGUGUGUUGAAAGCCCAGACGGGCUGAAAGCUAGGUUUCUUGUACCAAAUAAUUAGCCAGUUGUGAAUGCAAAAGAAAUGUUCAUGAAGGAAAUUAAAAGUGCUACUUCAGUGGAUACACAAAUAAUAAGAAAUUGAAACAGCCUUAUUAGUGAUGUGGAGAAAGUUUGAGUGGUCUGGAUAGAAACCAGCUACAACAUUCUCUUAAGCCAAAGCCUAAUCCAGAGCAAGGCCCAAACUCUCUUCAAUUCUGUGAAGGCUGAGAGAAGUAAGGAAGCUGCAGAAGAAAAGUUGGAAGCUAGCAGAGGUUGCUUCAUGAGGUUUAAGGAAAGAAGCCAUCUCCAUAACAUAAAAGUGCAAAGCGAAGCAGCAAGUGCUGAUUUAGAAGCUGCAGUAAGUUAUUCAGAAGAUCUGGCUAAGAUCAUUGAUGGAGGUGGCUACGCUAAACAACAGAUUUUCACUGUAGAUAAAACAGCCCUCUAGAUGGAAGACCAUCUAAUUCUUUCACAGCUAGAGAGGAGAAGUCAGUGCCUGGCUUCAAAGCUUCAAAGGACGGGCUGACUUUCUUGACUUAGGGGCUAAAGCAGCUGGUGGCUUGAAGCUGAAGCCAAUGCUCAUUGACCAUUCCAAAAUCCCAAGGCCCUUAAGAAUAAUGCUAAAUCUACUCUGCCUGUGCUCUAGAAAUGGAACAACAAAGCCUGCAUGAGAGCACAUCUAUUUACAGCAUGGUUUCCUGAUUAUUCUAAGUUCACUGUUGACACCUGCUGCUCAGAAGGAUCCCAUUAAAAAUAUUACUGCUCAUUGACCCAAUAAUUCUGAGGGAGAUGUACAAGCAAAUUAAUGUUGUUUUCAUGCUCACUAAGAUAACGUUCACUCUGCAGCCCAUGGAUAAAGGAAUGAUUUCUAUUUUUAAGUCUUAUUACUUAGGAAAUGGAUUUUGUAAGACUACAGCUGCCAUAAAUAGUGAUUGCUCUGAUGGAUCUGGGAAAAGUAAAUUGAAAACCUUCUGGAAAGGAUUUAUCAUUCUAGAUACCGUUAAGAACACUUGUGAUUCGUAGGAGGAAGUAAAAAUGGCAAUGUUAACAGGUGUUUGGAAGAAGUUGAUUCCAGUCCUCUUGGAUGACUUUGAGAGGCUCAAGACUUCAGUGGAGGAAGUAACUGCAGACAUGAAGGAAACAGCAAGAGAACUAGAUUUAGAAGUGGAGCCUGAAGAUGUGAUUGAAUUGCUCCAAUCUCAUGAUCAAACUGGAAUGAAUGAGAAGUUGCUUCUUAUGAAUGAGUAAAGAAAAUUGUUCCAUGAGAUGGAAACUACUCCUGAUUAAGAUGCUGUGAACAUCGUUGAGACAACAACAAAGAAUUGAGAAUAUUUCAUAAACGUAGUUGAUAAGGCAGCAGCAGGGUUUUAGAGGAUUGACUCCAAUUUUGAAAAUUGACUUCUGCUGUGGGUAAAAUGCUAUCAAACAUCAUCUCAUGCUACAGCGAAAUCUUUCAUGAAAGGAAGAGUUCAACUAUGCAGCAAACCUCACUGUUGUCUUACUAAGAAAUGACUACAGCCACCUUAACCUUCAGCAAACACCAUACUGAUUAGUCAGCAGGCAUCAGCAUCCAGGCAAGACCCUCCACCAGCAAAAAGAUUAUGACUUGCUGAAGGCUCAGAUGAUCACUAGCAUUUUUAAGCAAUAAGCAACAAAGUAUUUUAUAAUUAAGGUAUGUACAUUGUUUUUUAGACAUAAUGCUACUGCACCCUUAACAGACACGUAUAGUGUAAAUAUAUAUAUAUUUUUUAGAUGGAGUCUCGCUCUGUUGCCCAGGCUGAAGUGCAGUGGCAUAAUCUUGGCUCACUGCAACCUCUGCCUCUUGAGUUCAAAUGAUUCUCAUGCUUCAGCCUCCCAAGCAGCUGGGAUUAUAGGCGCCCACUACCACGCCCAGCUAAUUUUUGUAUUUUUAGUAGACACGGGAUUUCACCAUGUUGGCCAGGCUGGUCUUGAACUCCUGACCUCAAGUGAUCUACCCACCUCAGCCUCCCAAAGUGCUGGGAUUACAGGCGUGAGCCACCACUCCUGGCCCAUAAAUAUACUUUUAUAUGCAUUGGGAAACAAAAAAAUUUGUGUGACUCACUUUAUUGCAUUAUUUGCUUUCUUGCAGUGGUCUGAAACCGAGCCCACAAUGUCUCUAAGUAUGCCUGUAUAUGAAACCCCAUGUAUCUUUCAUCCAGCUUCAGUGAUUGUCUACUCAUGGCCAAUCUUCUUUAAUUUAUACCCCCCACUGACAAUUCCCCCAGUUGGAUUUUUUAAAAGCAAAUUCAAGCCAUCAAAUAAUUUCAGCCUAAAAUAUUUUGUUGUGUAUCUUUAAAAGAUAAAGACUUGAAAGAAUUAGAACACCAUUAUUAUAACUUAAAAAUUUACAAUUAUUUUUGAAUGUCAUCGAAUACCUAAUCAGUGUUCAAAUUUCCCCAAUUUUCCCCCAUCUCACUCUCUCUUAUUUUUUCUUCUUUGUUUGGUUUGAAUCAGAAUCCAAAUAAGAAUUACAUUUUGCCAAUUGCAUCUUAAAUUUCUAGCUGUUUCAUACUAUAUUUUGAGAGGCAGAUGGUUGGCAAACUAUUCAUGGUAGCAGAUUCAUAAUUAUUAAAUUUUACUUUCCAAACAAAUAUGUUUUACAAGAUUUUUCUCCUUCUCUAUUAGUUCCCUGAAGCCCUACUACUUCCCUGGAAUUAAAAACUUAUAUUUUUCCUACUUUUAGAAUACUAUUAGGGAUUUUUCCAAAACCAGACUUAGAGAAAAGGAGAGAGAGAUCUUUAAAAGACUGUUUAGUUGAGAAUUAUCUGUUGCAGAAUAAUUUCAAGAGUAUCAGGAAACCUUGGCAAUCUUCAACAUUUUUGGCUUGGUCAGUAAAGCUUUUUAGAAAAAAAAUUAUUGUUUUCCUUCAGAGAUCAUAAAAACCCCUUUGAACAUCUCAAAAGCAUGAACCAGUCUCCUCUUUCAGAAAUACAAGAGCAAAGCCUCUUGCUUUACAUUAAAAUAUUACCUGAUAUAAUUUACCUCUCAGAUGUUAUUGACUGUGGGCCUCUUUAUCAAUGAGCUCUCAAUUUUUUGAAUUAAAAAUGAAUAUAUUUUCUGGACAUACCUACAGCUCUUCCUCUGAAGGUGGAUAUGAAUAAGUGUAUGUGUGUAUUCACCUACACCCUUAUUAGGGAAUGUGAUUUAUGAAUUUCUUGCCCACUUACUGCUUGUAAAUCAUCAAGAGUUUUAUGUCCCAAGCAGUCAGCAGUGGUUAUAAAAUCAACAGAGGGAUGUACUAAAUAAACCUGUACUGGAUUGCUCCUAAGGAAUUGAUGACAAGUCAGAAAGUGCAGACAGCUCCACUGGAAUGAUUCUCACCUGCCUUUGGGAAAGCACAAAGGUCUCAGAUAGGGAAAUUUUUUUGUCUUGAGCUUUUAAGAUUAAUUACCAGAUGAUCUGGUAAGGAAAUUAGUUUUCUAGGUUCCAGAAGUUUUCUAUAACAAAAAAAUUUGCCCGCUAUCACAAAGCCUACACAUGUGUAAAUCACAGAUGCAAACAAAUAUGUGCUCUGGAAUUUGUGCUUAUAUACAAGGUAUGAGAAGAUGGAGAUUUUCCUUUUCCAACCCUGCAAUUCACUAGUUUAAAAGAACUAAUUCAAAAGGGAUAUAGAUACAUAUACACACAUAUGUAUACAUAUAAUAUAUAUACAACUAUAUGUGUGUGUGUGUAUAUACUUAUUUUUUUCAAAUAUAUGAAAUAUCUCUUGAAGAAUACAUAAGAACUAGUGAUAAUUAUUUCUGGAGUGGAGGAUGGGAGACUCAUUUUUCACUUUACUUGAUGGCGAUAAAUGAUUUUUUUAAACCAUGUUCAUAUAUUAACUGUUGAUAAAAUUAUUUUUGGAAUAAAGGAGGAAAAGAAGGAAAUGAUCUGUCUCUGUGUACUUCUGUUAAUCUCAUCUUCUUCAGUCCUGGCGUUUUCAUUGCAUCAUCAUGCUGCCGCUUACAUAUGUCAUAGGUAAACAUGCAAGACACAU